UCCAAAACGUCACUUUAUUGCCAAAGGAUGACGUAAAACCUACACAAUUUUUUUUUUGUAAACAAUUUGUUUUUUUUUCUGCUUAAUUUUAAUGUGAAAUUUUCUAUAAAUUCACAUUCCACGAAAUCCAAGUGAAUGAUCAAGUCACAAAUCAAAUCAUCCUCAACUACAAAUUAAAAUCUCUGUGUGAAUGCUAUUCCAGUUGUGGAAUCGACCGCUGGCAGCUGCAACUCGAGCUGCUAGAACUCGCGAACGCCUUGGUGAUGAUUUGAUCGAUAAACUCGAUAGACUACACGAUGGAGUCCUGCGGACCGGUGUUGUCACAGAGUCUGACUUGCGAAUGGCCUAUCGCAAGUCACUCGAACAAGAACAACGGAAUCACUUGAAUCCGUGGUAUGCCAUCGGCAUUCUUUUAUUCAUUAUGUUAGCCACGCCUGUGUUCUUUGGAACGAUCCAUUUCAUUUUGGGUGUUCGCUGCUUCCUGCCAAAUAAUUAUCUUGUUUGGGAAGCGACUCGUCCGAUUAGUGAUUGUGGAUUUUGCAGUUCUGUCCAGGGACCAUUGAUAUUACAAAAUCUAACACGUGAAGAGUUCGCUCCAUUUGCAUACUCCUCUCAGCCAAUUAUUAUCAAAAAUGCUGUUGCUCAUUGGCCAGCAGCAAAAAGUCUGAAUUUUACGUAUCUUAAAGAUUUAUACGAACGAACUCCGGGUGCAUUGGAUGAAGAUUGUCAAUUCUUGCACUUUAGAUCUGAUUUUAAGUCGUUGAAAGAAGUUUUUCUGAUGUCCGAUCAGAGAGCUAAUUUUGUUGGUGGCAGCAAUCAACCAUGGUAUGUUGGUUGGAGUAAUUGUCAUCCAACUGUGUUGGAAGAACUUAGAAAAUUAUAUCCGAGACCACAUUUUCUGCCCGAAGAUGCAGAAAUGCCAAAUACGGAUUAUAUAUUUUUGGGAUAUGAACAAGGUGCUUUUAUGCAUUUGGAUUAUAUCCCACGCCUUAUGUGGCAAGCUCAAUUACAGGGCAAUAAAAGUUGGAUUCUUGCCCCUACACCAGAAUGUGAUCAUUUAUGUCAUUCCUUUUCAUUCUAUGUGGAACCUGGUGAUGCUGUUCUCGUGGACACUCGAAUAUGGUACCAUGGAACAUCAAUACCAAAGGGUCAAUUUGCUCUAACCAUACAAUCCGAGUAUGGUUAAUCGAAAAUAUUUCUCAUUCGUAACAACAACAAAAAAAAACCUAUACUCUAAUGUAAAAUAUAUUUAAAUUAUUUAUCCGAAACUAUUCCAUACUUCGUACGCAUCUAAUAUUAAGACAGAAAGAUGAUUUAGUUCAGCUUUUACCAAAAAAAAAAUCUUGCCACAAAUAUUGGUAAUUUAAUUUAAUAAUAAUCAAUUAAAACCCUAUUAUAGGUAUAAACCCAAUUCAACUAUCUUGCAACAAAUCAAAUUCUAGAUCUUUAAUAAAAGUUUAACCCACCCUGUUGAAAUUUUUAGAGAAUUACAAAAUACAAUAAAAUUACCUACUAAAGAAGUUAUUUUUCAAAAUGGAUUUUAAAACAAUUGUUUAAAAUUAGAAUAGUUGAAACUAUAAUGCUUACAGGUAUCCAUUUUUGAAAAGUAACUUCCAAGUCACCUGUCCAUUAAAAUUACAACAAUUUUCAAAAAUAAAUUAAUAUGCAAAUAGUUUUAUGAAUGCAACAAAUCUCACAAAAGAUUCUCCACUUAGGCAUGUUUUAUUAUGUUUCUCUCUGUAAACAUUCUGCCGUUUUUCUGCCUAAACAGAAUGUAUUAUUAGUUAUUAAAAUAAAUUUAUAUAAACUCAAUUAAAUAUAACAUUGCAUGUGUAUUUAAAAUAAGAAAAUCACUUGCAAAUCAUUGAAUCAAAGACUGUUUGAAAAUUAAAUCAUUUUCGAAAAAAAUUACAUAAAACUUUUUACCUUAAAAAUUAACAUUUAUCCAAAAUUUAUAAACAAAAAUUCUUAUCGAAAUCUCAAUUUAAAAGAAUUUACAAAAAAAUUCGU
Molecule: messenger RNA, 2010 nt
Organism: Episyrphus balteatus (marmalade hoverfly)
Lineage: Eukaryota; Metazoa; Arthropoda; Insecta; Diptera; Syrphidae
Exons: 4
Coding region: 191-1186 (331 amino acids)
Source: RefSeq, a predicted model, not a curated record